AUGUUCACCGGCAUCCGGGGCAUCAUGCAGAUGUCCUUGAAUGAGGAGCAGAUGCUGAGCGUGAUCACCAGGUUCCACAAGAUGAUGACAUCCAUUGUGGAGCAGUACGAGGGAACCGUGGGAAACCUGGCUGUGCAAAAGAUGUUUAAAAGAGAGAUCCUGGAUGAAGGCCUUCUGGUCUACUUCAACGCUCCCAGGAUGGUGUCCAACCAUGCCACAAAAGCCUGCGAGGCUGGCCUCGCCCAGCGUCAGGCUAUGAACACUUUGCGUCAAGAGCUGGUGGAUGAUGGCUGGUUAGACCCUUCAGAUGCUUUCUUGCGCUUGGGUGUGGGCAUUCACAGCGGCAGCGUCUUGGUGGGAUGCAUCGGCAGUGCCAUGAAGAUGAAGUUUGGCUGCAUCGGAGACGCCAUGAAUCUAACGAGCCGACUGCAAGGCCUUUGCAAGUUCUACGAUGUGGAUGUGAUGUGCUCGGAAGAGACCUGUUUGGCCACAUCAGCCUUGGUUUGCCGCAAACUUGAUCUGUUGCAGGUCAAGGGUCGUCAAGAGACCACGGCCGUCUAUGAGAUCAUCGGCCAAGACACCGUUGUCACCAUGACAGGCACUGAGGCCACCCAGGCCACACAAGCCACCUCGGCCAGCGGCAUAGCGGCUGGUCCCAUGACCACGGAUUCCAGCAGCCCCAAGAGCGAGCCAGAGCAAGAAGUCCAGCCCCAGACCAUCGGCAAUGGCGCCUUGACGCUGCCCAUCCCCAAGUCCAAUGCCCGGAAGAAAGGGCCCCCACAGUUCCUGCUACCGGAGGAAGAGAGGUCCGACGCUCCCUUGCUUCUGAACCCCAUGUCCCGCAGCCCCAUGCGCCGCAAUUGGCCGGAUGCCAGCUGUCAAUAUUUCUGCGAGUCGCCCGUUGUCAUUGGACGCGCGGAUAGCCCAGGACACACCACACCUGGGGAACGGACCUCAGUAGGUGACCGCACCAAUCGCACUUAUGGUGGUGGCGCCACCAGCACAGCUGCCUCAGCGUCGCACAUGUCUCACUAUCCCUCCCCAUCCCCAGGAUCAGGCUCCGAAGGUUGCAAAUGCCAUCCAACCUCUCGAGGCUACCCAAGUUCCAGCAUGUCGCCUGCCGCUGGUUUCCUUGAUCAGGUGACCACAGAGCAGAAGGCCUUUGCAGCAGAGUAUGAAGCUGCGUUCGACGCAUACACGAACUCGCGCUUCGAUGAGUGCGUAGAGAUUUGCCGCCAGCUGCUGAAGUGGAAACCCUUCGAUACGUCCACCCAGCUGCUCUUGGAGCGAGCUUUGCACAGAGGAACACCUAUCAACCUGCAUCACGAAAAGACCAAGUUCCCUCAUGAGGACUGGACUUUCAGGAAGUUUUUGUCCAGGUACAACAAGUCCGUGCUCUACUCCACUGCCACCACUCCGCAGACUCUCGCCCAUGAGGUGUACUUGCUCCCAGUGAUGAACUGCGGUGGCUAUUCCAAGAAGUUGGCUGCAACAGUGAUGUGGAUGAGCAGUGGCAGCACCAAGUCUGUGAUUCAUCAAGAUGGGCAGGACAACAUCCACUGCCAGUUUGCUGGGCAGAAGGAUUGGAUUCUCUGGGAGUCCUCUGCGCCCCUGAAGAAGAGGAGUAUGGGUUGGGUCUUGGCAGAAGAGGAAGCGAAGAAGGAUCCAGCCUUUCAGGAUGCGUAUGGACAAUACGCCGGCAAGGUUGAUGUGGACAACGUGGAUCUGGAUUCCUUUCCUGGAUGGGACUCUUUAAGGUGGUGGAACAUGACCAUGAGGGCUGGGGACUGCGCUUUCAUUCCCAGGCAAUGGUUUCACUUUGUCCAGUCCCCUCCAGUGCGGAGCAUCAGCAUCCACGUUUGGUUCCACGGCGAAAAGUUUGACCCCCGCGGCUGCCAGGCGCUGAAAGUUAAGGGCUUUGAUACAUCGGAGUUCUUGUUCAGGAUUGCUGACUGCGAAUUCGGCUAUGAGGAGGGCAAGAAAGGGUCAGGAACAAAGUGCAUAUUAACGAGGAGGAAAGAUGCUUCAGAGCUUUGA
Messenger RNA from Cladocopium goreaui, 2037 nucleotides. The record is from the annotation of a GenBank genome assembly. Lineage: Eukaryota; Dinophyceae; Suessiales; Symbiodiniaceae.